AUAGAGUGUGUGUGUGUGUGUGUGUUUAUAUAUAUGUAUUGGUGCUUUUGGGGGAAGUUAGAGGAAUAUAUAUGAAGGAGGAGAUAGAUAUAACUUGGGUAAGAAGAAGAGAUACCAUUGUGAAAGAGGAAUAUCUUGUGUUUCUGGAAAAAAUUUAACUUGGUCUCUAUCUCUUCCUCAGCCCUUAAGUUUAAUUAGACUAAAUAUAUAGGUAAUUUUGUUUAUACAGCUUGUAUAUGUGUAUAUAUAUAUGGCCAGCUUGCUUAUUAGAGCCUUCAUAUCUGCGUUUGCACACUUGUGUUUCUUUCGCUAUCCGAAAAAUCAUUUACAACCAUACGCCAAAGAAAUCCCAGUGAGAACCAACAUCAACUACCACCGCAACAUGCCUAGGGGUCGACCACUUUCUUUGCAGACCGUGGAGCUCAAAGUCCGGAUGUGCUGCAGUGGGUGCGAGAGAGUCGUCAAAAACGCCAUUUUCAAGCUUAAAGGUAUAGAUUCGGUGGAGGUAGAGUUAGAGAUGGAGAAGGUGACGGUGGUUGGCUACGUUGACCGAAACAAAGUACUGAAAGCUGUGAGGAGAGCCGGGAAGAGGGCGGAGUUCUGGCCGUACCCAGAUCCUCCUCUGUACUUCACGUCGGCUAACCAUUAUUUUAAAGACACAAGUAAUGAGUUCAAAGAGAGCUAUAACUAUUACAGACAUGGCUAUAAUCUUGGGGACCGCCAUGGAAAUCUGCAUGUUAGUCAUCGUGGAGACGAUAAGGUCAGCAACCUAUUCAACGAUGACAACGUUAAUGCAUGUUGUGUCAUGUAAAUCAUUAUUACACCUAAUAUAUAUUUAUAUAUAUGUAUAUGUAAUGUUUCAUUUGUAAUUAUCAGUAUGUAAUAUAUGGGUGAUUAGUGUUAUUGUGAAGUUUAUGUGUAAAA
Messenger RNA from Carica papaya (papaya), 924 nucleotides. RefSeq names its product heavy metal-associated isoprenylated plant protein 30-like. The record is from RefSeq and is a predicted model, not a curated record. Gene Ontology annotation, molecular function: metal ion binding. NCBI's taxonomy places the organism in Eukaryota, Viridiplantae, Streptophyta, Magnoliopsida, Brassicales, Caricaceae.